Molecule: messenger RNA, 360 nt
Organism: Adineta ricciae
Lineage: Eukaryota; Metazoa; Rotifera; Eurotatoria; Adinetida; Adinetidae
Source: the annotation of a GenBank genome assembly
AUGAGAAAAGUAGGGAUUCUGGACGAGUUUCUAGCUAUUGUCAAACAUGAAUCCAAACGGAAUCAACAACUCACCAGUGUUUUAGCCAAAUUUGGAAUUAAAAUCGAUGCACAGUUUUAUCGUCAACUCAUACAGCACGAUUUAUUGACACCUCUAGUGGAAGUAGUGAAAGAAAUUCAUUACGAUAGACAAGUCAAAGAGCUCGACAGUUUGAAACGAUCCUACGAUGAAAGUGAUGCAAGUGGCGAUGAAGAGGAUCAAUCAAGUAAACGAUUAAAACUUACUCAAGAAUAUCUGACUGAUCAUAUACCUGAACUGUUUUCACUUCCUUCACUAAAUGAUAAUGAAGAUGAUGAAUAA